Messenger RNA from Blepharisma stoltei, 458 nucleotides. Lineage: Eukaryota; Ciliophora; Heterotrichea; Heterotrichida; Blepharismidae. The record is from the annotation of a GenBank genome assembly.
AUGAUACUACUUGCGGGUCUUGCACUUCAGAAAGCGACGCCGUAUCUUCAACUUCUCCAAACACUUGCUCACCAAAAUGCACAGAAAGAAUAGGUUCAUGCGUUAUUUAGUAGUAAUUUUAUAAUUUAGUUCAUAAUUUUUUAGAGGUCAAUGAACAGUUGGCUCAAACGGCUGUGCAACUUGUACAGAUGACACAACUUGCGGGUCUUGCACUUCAGAAAGCGACGCAGUAUCUUCAACUUCUCCAAACACUUGCUCACCUAAAUGUACAGCUGGCUCUAACGGCUGCGCAACUUGCUCAGAUACUACUACUUGCGGGUCUUGCACUUCAGAAAGUGACGCAGUAUCUUCAACAUCUCCAAACACUUGCUCACCUAAAUGCACAGCUGGCUCAAAUGGCUGCGCAACUUGCACAGAUAGCACUACUUGCGGGUCUUGCACUUCAGAAAGCGAUAUAG